AUCGAUCCAAUUAAGCAUUGUGUGUAGCGAACGUAGAAAACAUUCGUCGUAAGUUGGCAGGUAAUAUUUUCAUAAUACUUUUGCCUUUUAACUUGCAUUAAAGUGAUCAAUUGUGUCUACCGAUGAAAGGUCAGAUGAAACGAAUAUCUGAAGAUAAUUGCUGAAUAAAACGCAUCAAGUUUAGUGGAAUCAGCUGUCAUAUAACCGAGAUAGAACUAGUCAUUAAAAAAUGGAAGAAGGUGGCGACACUGAAACUGUUUAUGGAACACACGAUGACACUGCAAUGGUGAUGUCUGAGAAGGUGCAGUCAUUGGCAGGAUCAAUAUAUCAAGAAUUUGAACGAAUGAUUCAAAGAUAUGAUGAAGAUGUAGUAAAGACAUUGAUGCCAUUAUUGGUAAACGUCUUGGAAUGCCUAGAUGCCGCCUAUCAGACUAACCAGGAGCAGGAUGUUGAGUUGGAACUGUUACGAGAAGAUAACGAGCAGCUUGUCACACAAUAUGAAAGAGAGAAAAAUGCUCGAAAACAAUCGGAACAAAAACUUCUCGAAACAGAAGACCUAGCAGAACAGGAGAACAAAGAGUUGGCUUGCCGUUUGGAGUCACUCGAAAGCAUUGUGAGGAUGUUGGAGCUCAAACAUAAAAACAGCAUGGAUCAUUCCAGCCGCUUGGAAGAGAGGGAAGCCGAACUUAAGAAAGAAUAUAGUAAACUACAUGAACGUUACACAGAGCUGUUUAAAACACAUGUUGAUUACAUGGAACGUACUAAAAUUAUGAUGGGUAAUUCGACGCAUUCCCAACUAAGCAGUACAUCUGAACGCAUGGAUUUGCAUCGUUCAAGAUUGAUUCCCAUGGCCCGUUCAUCUGGUCCUAUUUCUUAUGGUUUCACCUCGUUGGAAAAUUCCGCAAUGCUAGAUUCCGAGGCAGUAUGCAGUGCUGAAAGUAGUUCGGGCUCGGGUCCUUCCUCGUUGCAUAAUGAAAUUGACCAAGUGAUAGCUGAAGAAAAAUCAUCCGAAACUGAAAAGGCUUCUAAAGGAAAUCAGGAUUCAUCGCCAACGGAAGGAGCUAAUAAGAAAAUCAAUAUGACCAGUUCAAUCGGAGGUAAAACCACCACUAAGAAAGAAGAGCGCUCUGGAAACACCUUGUACCAGGAACUAUCAUUCCAAGACGAUACCAUUGAAAAUGACGACACAGAAAUAACGGGAGGAUGGGUUCAUCCAGGAGACUACGCUUCUUCCGUGAACGAUAACUUUUUUGGUAUGGGUAAAGAAGUCGAAAAUCUCAUCCUGGAAAACAACGAGCUUCUUGCAACAAAGAAUGCGUUAAAUAUCGUGAAAGAUGACCUUAUAGUAAAGGUGGAUGAACUUACCGGCGAGAUAGAGAUACUACGUGAACAGCUGAAUACGGUGAUCUUGUCCCGUAAUAAGCUUAAUGCUAAAGUCAGUGAGCUGGAGGAAGAGCUUAAGAAAAACAAAGCCAUGGUAAAACAAACUACAGCUGAGCAAGAGGAAGAAGGAGAUAUUCCUAUGGCCCAAAGAAAACGGUUUACCAGAGUCGAGAUGGCUCGUGUAUUGAUGGAGAGAAAUCAAUAUAAAGAACGAUUUAUGGAGCUUCAGGAUGCUGUUCGUUGGACGGAAAUGAUGCGAGCAUCUCGUGUGGAAAAUCUGGACAAAAAAUCUAAACAAAGUAUUUGGAAGUUUUUUAGUAACCUUUUUAGCUCCAGCGAUAGACCACCUCCCGAUGCAACAGGGAGAGUAUUGCGAUAUACAAGCAACUACAGUCCCACUAUGCCAGCACUAUCCGAAAACAGACCUUUCAACAACGCAAACCAAUUAAGCUCUUUAAAAAACUCUAAUGUUUUAAUACUUUCAAAAGAGUUAGACCCCUCAACUUCUGAAAAAGUAAACCAAAGAAAACGAGAACAAUACCGACAAGUAAGGGCACAUGUACAAAAAGAGGAUGGUCGGUUACAGGCAUAUGGCUGGAGUCUUCCUUCUACCAAACCAAUAGCAAACAGUACUCCAUCUAAAAUAAACAGUGGCGUCCCUGUGCCUGUUCCGGUGUACUGCCGACCGCUAGCAGAGGCUAGUCCCCACAUGAAGGUUUGGUGCGCUAGUGGAGUAAAUUUACACGGAGGAUAUACAAGGGACGGAGGCUGCAUGGUAGGAGCCAGUAUCUUCUACUCGAAAAAAAUCGAAUCUAAAAUAACCGAGAUUACUGAUAAUGAAACAAAUGCAGUUGGUGAGCUCGAGUCACUCGAGAAACAUUUAGUUUCAAUCAAUUCAAACUUGAACAGUGAAACGGAACUAAGCUCUUACGUUUGGAUUUGUACUAGUACACACUCGGCCAGUACAGUGACAGUGAUAGAUGCUAAAAACCCUGCUGAAGUGUUGGAUUCAUUUCCAGUUUGCCAGAACCACUUGCUUUGUAUUUGUACUGUUCAAGGAGCAGUGGAAAAAGAUUAUGCACUUCUAGAAAAUAGCGAAGUUACCAAAGCAGGCGAGAUGUUGGAAAAACCAGGUGAAGAUCCAGAUGAUGUUGGUAGAGUUACCUUUGUUAGAACAAGCUCUCCUUCAAUCUCCGAUGCCCAAUCAAGUAAACCAGAAACUGCGGAAACUGUUGCUGAGAACUGUGACCAAAACCACAAUAAUAAGUUUUAUUCUUCACAGGGAUUUACAGCCACCAUCGAAGAGAUCAGUUGUGAUGAAAACAAUCCAAUCAAGACUGAUAAAAAUGAAAAUGUCGAGCAAAACAUCGAUAAUGAAAAUAUUCCCAAAUACAACGAAGAUGAUCCAUCAGUUUCAUCAGUUGGUCCAACAAUGUGGAUGGGGGCCCAAAAUGGAAUGCUUUACGUACACAGUUCGAUAGCCAGAUGGAACGUUUGCUUACAUAAGGUUAAAUUACCUGACGCCAUUCUGUCUAUUGUUCAUGUAGAGUCUCGGGUUGUUGUUGCACUAGCAAAUGGGACUCUUGCCAUAUUCCGACGACAGUUGAAUGGCGAAUGGGAUACAAAUAAUUAUCACAUUUUAACUCUUGGAUCCCUGAAGCAUUCUAUACGGUGUCUUACCAUCGUUGGUGAUAAAGUUUGGGCAGCUUAUCGUAACCGAAUUCACGUCAUAGAUCCAAUUUCGCUCACGGUGUUGCACUCAUUUGAAGCGCAUCCGCGAAAAGAGAGCCAAAUCAGACAAAUGACAGCGACGGGAUUAGGAGUGUGGAUUUCUAUACGGCUGGAUUCCACUUUAAGGCUGUUUUCUUCCGAAACAUUCUGCCAUGUCCAGGAUAUUGACAUAGAACCUUAUGUUUCAAAAAUGUUGGGUACAGGAAAAUUAGGAUUUUCUUUUGUUCGAAUCACUGCACUUCUAGUUUCUUGCAACAGACUAUGGAUUGGUACCGGAAAUGGAGUAGUUAUAUCAGUGCCCUUGAGUGAUUCCAAUUCAACAGCGACAUGGAAUGUCGUGCCACGGUGCUGUAUGGCCAACGCUCAACUAUCUUUCCAUGGUCAUCGGGAUGCGGUGAAAUUUUUCGUAGCAGUACCAAUGAACCCAGAAGGUCAAAACCAUUACCCCUACAAGCGGGACAUGCUAGUGCUAUCGGGUGGUGAAGGCUACAUCGACUUUCGGUUAGGUGAUGGUGAUAUGGAAAGUAGUGUCGAAAUGGAAUCGGAAAAAACUCUGGAAAACCAGAAUGAAAAAAGUUUUAUUAUUGUUUGGCAAGUCAACAAUGUUUGAACCAGAGGUAAUUUAAAUUUCUUAUUAUAUACAUACAUAACUGAGUGCUAGACGUCUGUCAUACUUGUUAAUUUUGCAUACUUAAAAUGCUAUUCAACCUGGUAACUGACUUUGGAACAAUUAACAAUUAUUCCAAUAUACUUACUCAAUUUUAGGCGUUGCAUCUGCUGGUCAGCAUUACCAAUAAUUUACUUUACCAUAAAUAAACGAACCAUUUUGAUACGCUAAUCCAAUGCGAUUAUCUAGAAUCUCGCGAUGCUUAACUAUACCUAUUGUUCAGUGAUAGGAAAUAACCAUUAUUAAGAACAUUUUAAUUUAAUUUUUUUUGUUACCCAAAAUUUACAGGUUUUCAAUGUUGAUGUAUUUGUUUUUUUUUUCUUAAAUUAGGCCUUGUAAAUAUCAAAUGGAUGCUAGUCGAUUUUUAGUGAUAAAAGUUAAUUUGUAUAUAAAUACGCAAAAUAAUGUAUCUAGGCGAAUUAUGAAUACUUUUAAUUUAUAACGCUAUUAUUCUAUAGUUUUUAAUUAAAUAAUAUACCUUCAUGCAGUUCGA
Uranotaenia lowii is the source of this 4274-nucleotide messenger RNA. It is a transcript of the gene syd, whose product is annotated as JNK-interacting protein 3. The transcript has 11 exons. Gene Ontology annotation, cellular component: cytoplasm. Bases 230 to 3724 code for a protein of 1164 amino acids. Gene Ontology annotation, molecular function: kinesin binding; JUN kinase binding; signaling receptor complex adaptor activity. The record is from RefSeq and is a predicted model, not a curated record. NCBI's taxonomy places the organism in Eukaryota, Metazoa, Arthropoda, Insecta, Diptera, Culicidae. Gene Ontology annotation, biological process: vesicle-mediated transport.